AUGGGUUCUAUAAACCAGUCAAUUCCAGAUUUCGAAACUUUACCUGAGAAAUACGGAUGGGUAACGGAUAAUGGCAAGGGCUACAAAAUCAAGGAAGCUCUGUUCGGUACGGAGAGAUCAUUGAAAGUGAUUGCUCUUGGGGCUGGCGCGGCGGGAAUAUGCCUCGCCAAAUACCUCCCGCUCCAGUUGCGUAAUGUUUCUUUGUCAAUCUAUGACAAAAACCCUGAGGUUGGGGGUACGUGGUAUGAGAACAGAUAUCCUGGGUGCGCCUGCGAUAUACCAUCACAUAUCUAUCAAUUCUCCUGGGCCAAAAACCCGCACUGGUCAAAGUUCUACUCCGAAGGUCCUGAAAUUUUAGAAUAUUUCAAGAACGUAGUGGAACGUUUCAACCUCUCCCAAUACAUCAACCUCAACCAUGAAGUUAUAGAUGCUACCUGGGACUCGGACAGAGGCCAGUGGGACAUUCGAAUCAAGAAUCUUUUGACUGGGACCAUAUUUAUUGAUACUUGCAACGUAUUUCUGAACUGCGGCGGUAUUCUCAACGCUUGGAGGUGGCCUGAUAUCGAAGGCAUUAACACCUUCCAGGGAAAGCUUUGUCACACCGCCAAUUACGACCCAAACACUGAUUUAAAGGACAAAAGAGUUGCUGUAAUUGGAAUCGGUAGUAGCGGGGUCCAAGUGAUCCCCAAAAUUGUUAAUGAAGUUGACCAUCUGUACUGCUGGAUCCGGUCCCCAACCUGGAUGACUUCCGGCUUUGCUCAAAAAUAUGCUGGCCCGAACGGCGAAAACUUCAAUUACUCCGAUGAGCAGAAGCAAUAUUUUGCUAAAAACUCCGAAGAGUACCUUGAAUACUGCAAGAAUUUGGAGAUCGAGAUUCAUCAAGUUUUCAAGUCCGUCCAACUUGGGUCUCCGGAAUCCCGACUCGCGAAAGAGUUCUCAUCCAAGGAAAUGAAAAAUAAGUUGGCUCAUCGGACGGAUAUAAUGGAGCGUAUAAUUCCCACGACGUUUGAAGUUGGCUGUCGAAGACCUACUCCUGGGAACGGCUUUUUAGAAGCACUUACCUUGGACAAGGUCACCACAUAUCUGGACUCGGUCAAAAAGAUUACACGCAAAGGAUUCAUUGAUACCGACGGCAAUGAGCAAGAGGUGGAUGUGAUCAUUUGUGCCACAGGGUUCGAUACUAGCUGGGUUCCGCGGUUCCCUAUUGUGGCAAACGGUAAGAACUUGCAGGAUAUUCAACGGAAAAAACCUAUCUCCUAUCUCUCUAUGGCUGUUCCAGGCAUGCCUAACUAUUUCACCAUUGGUGGUCCUUACUUUUCGUUUGGCCAUGGCUCGUACACUACCAUGGUGGAGUUAUUCAUUGAUAAUAUUCUUUCCAUCAUCAAGAAGCUCCAGAAAGAAAAUAUCAAAUCAAUGUCCCCACAGCAGAGCGCAACCGAGGACUUUAUUGACCAUGCUGAUAUCUGGCUAAAGCGCACCGCGUGGGCCGGACCCUGCCCUUCUUGGUUCAAGAAUGGUACGGUGGAUGGGGUGCUCACUAUUUUCCCGGGUUCUAGGAUGGUGCUGGCAAACCUUCUGGAGUGCCCGAGGUAUGAAGAUUAUGACAUCGAGUAUCUGAGCAAAAAUAGGUUUUCCUUCAUGGGAAAUGGAUUCUCAACAAAGGAAUACGACGGCAGUGACGCAGCGUGGUACCUGGCCUUGAAAAAAUCGGACAAUGAUGACCAGACUCGAAAACAUGUUAUGAAGCAACAUUAA
This is a messenger RNA of Talaromyces proteolyticus, 1755 nucleotides long. Its product is annotated as cyclohexanone monooxygenase. The transcript has 10 exons. The record is from RefSeq and is a predicted model, not a curated record. Gene Ontology annotation, molecular function: N,N-dimethylaniline monooxygenase activity; NADP binding; flavin adenine dinucleotide binding. NCBI's taxonomy places the organism in Eukaryota, Fungi, Ascomycota, Eurotiomycetes, Eurotiales, Trichocomaceae. Bases 1 to 1755 code for a protein of 584 amino acids.